GUGGUCACUGGGUUGGCGCCUGACUGUGUCUAUAUAUCUACAUCUAUAUAUAUAGAAACCUGGUCUUUUCUUCUCAUUCUUCAUUCGUUCAUUCGCAGAAGAAGCAGAGUUUUCUUUCAUCUUCUUCAGGAUCAGAUCUCUCUCUCUCUUUCUGUGUUGUUCUUCUAUUUCACGAUCUCAAAGGCACAGACAACAAUCAAGGGUUUAGUAGAACAAGGUUACUGAGGGCUAGCACAAAUGGUGAAGAUUUGUUGCAUUGGAGCUGGAUAUGUUGGUGGGCCUACCAUGGCUGUGAUUGCUCUGAAGUGUCCUGAGAUUGAAGUAGCUGUGGUGGAUAUCUCUAUGCCGAGGAUCAAUGCCUGGAACAGCGAUCACCUUCCCAUAUAUGAACCAGGACUUGAAGAUGUGGUGAAGAAGUGCAGAGGGAAGAACCUCUUCUUCAGCACUGAUGUGGAGAAACAUGUUGCUGAGGCUGAUAUAGUCUUUGUCUCGGUUAACACACCGACAAAAACUCAGGGGCUUGGGGCUGGCAAAGCAGCAGAUCUAACCUAUUGGGAGAGCGCUGCUCGAAUGAUUGCCGAUGUUUCGACAUCUGACAAAAUUGUGGUUGAGAAAUCAACUGUCCCUGUGAAAACGGCUGAGGCAAUUGAGAAGAUUCUUACCCACAACAGGAAAGGAAUCAAUUUCUCAAUUCUGUCAAACCCGGAAUUUCUUGCUGAGGGUACCGCGAUCAAGGAUCUGUUUCAACCGGAUCGAGUUCUCAUUGGAGGCAGGGAGACACCCUUAGGUCAGAAGGCCAUUCAGGCUUUGAAAGAUGUUUAUGCUCACUGGGUUCCUGUAGAUAGAAUCCUUUGCACCAACCUGUGGUCUGCAGAACUCUCAAAGCUUGCUGCCAAUGCUUUUCUGGCGCAGAGGAUUUCUUCUGUGAAUGCCAUGUCAGCACUCUGCGAGGCCACUGGUGCUGAUAUCACCCAGGUAUCGCACUCGGUUGGUACAGACUCGAGAAUUGGCCCCAAGUUCUUGAAUGCCAGUGUUGGUUUUGGUGGAUCCUGUUUCCAGAAGGAUAUACUGAACUUGAUUUACAUCUGUGAGUGCAAUGGCCUUCCUGAGGUAGCAAAUUACUGGAAACAGGUCAUCAAGGUGAAUGACUACCAGAAAACUCGAUUUGUGAACCGGGUGGUUUCCUCCAUGUUCAACACUGUCUCUGGCAAGAAAAUCGCCAUUCUUGGUUUUGCCUUCAAGAAAGACACCGGUGACACCAGGGAGACCCCGGCCAUCGAUGUGUGCAAGGGACUUAUAGGCGACAAGGCCAAGUUAAGCAUCUAUGAUCCCCAGGUUUCCGAGGAUCAGAUCUCUAGGGACCUUUCAAUGAAGAAAUUCGACUGGGACCACCCACCACAUCUUCAGCCUAUGAGUCCAACAUCAAUUAAGGAAGUGUCUGUCGUCUGGGACGCAUACGAGGCAACAAAAGAUGCACACGGAAUCUGCGUCCUGACAGAGUGGGAUGAAUUCAGGAAUCUGGAUUACCAAAGAAUCUAUGACAACAUGAGGAAGCCUGCGUUUGUGUUUGAUGGCAGAAACAUUGUGGAUGUCGAGAAGCUGAGGAAGAUUGGGUUUAUUGUUUAUUCCAUUGGGAAGCCUCUGGAUCCAUGGCUGAAGGACUUGCCUGCUGUAGCUUGAAGCAACAAGAAGAGAAAUUUUCAGUACUGUCUGAUAGAUCAUUGGCCCUAUGUUAAGGAUUGAGACCUGGUGGGAUAUAUUUUUAGAACAAUGUUCCUUUAUAUGUUAUGACAAUGUUUUCUUGAUGAUAUAUGUAUUUUUGAUCAGCUUUUAUGGCCCAUGGUAGCUCCCAAAUAUGUUUCUAGCUUUAGCUAAAACAUACAUAUCCUUAUUUGUUGACCUGCUUUAAUGUAAUAAGAUUAGUGUAGCUCUAUACAAUGAAAUAAUGAAAUAUCAUUUCUUUUAUUUUUCA
Messenger RNA from Prosopis cineraria, 1972 nucleotides. RefSeq names its product UDP-glucose 6-dehydrogenase 1-like. Gene Ontology annotation, molecular function: UDP-glucose 6-dehydrogenase activity; NAD binding. The record is from RefSeq and is a predicted model, not a curated record. The transcript has 2 exons. Gene Ontology annotation, biological process: glycosaminoglycan biosynthetic process. The coding region runs from base 238 to 1680 and encodes 480 amino acids. NCBI's taxonomy places the organism in Eukaryota, Viridiplantae, Streptophyta, Magnoliopsida, Fabales, Fabaceae. Gene Ontology annotation, cellular component: nucleus; cytosol.